Molecule: messenger RNA, 1223 nt
Organism: Pollicipes pollicipes
Lineage: Eukaryota; Metazoa; Arthropoda; Thecostraca; Pollicipedomorpha; Pollicipedidae
Product: P3 protein
Exons: 6
Coding region: 315-1223 (302 amino acids)
Cellular component (GO): membrane
Source: RefSeq, a predicted model, not a curated record
CGUCACGUCUGGUUCGCGUGCCGCGGCUGACCACCAGCGAGGUGACGUUCACCGUCUACUGGGAGGGCGGCACCACAUCGGCCUCGGCCGCGCCGCUGCCACCCGGCCACGCAGUCCGGGUGACGCUGACGCCCGGCACGGCGUGGCGCACCCGACUCGAGCCGGCCGCCUGGACUCUGAGCCAGGCCGAGCUAGCCCAGGGAGGCAACAGGACAGUCCGUGUCACCGGACAGUACCUGGGUCGCGACCACGUCGUGGUUGUCCUGGACGUAGUGAACGAGGCUGAAGAGCUCGCCUUACCGGCUUCGCUCGAAAUGACCCCCAACAGCUUCACGUACCACGUCAGCUUCGUUCGCACUGAACAGUCUCUCGGCACGAUAUUUUUUGUCAUAUUUGUAGUGAUUUUGGUAUUCGGGAGCGGCAUUUUUGGCAUGCAACUUGAUGUAGAGCUGAUCAAGAAGGAGCUGCAGAAGCCCGUUGGGCCGACGGUGGGAUUUUUGGGACAAUUCAUCUGCAUGCCCCUGGUUGCCUACACCGUAGCCCGUUUGGGAUAUCCGCAUGAACCGUUCUACCAACUGGGGGCGUUUGUAAUAGGCAUCUGCCCAGGCGGUUCGGGAAGUAACAUGUGGACGGUUCUGUUCCGGGGUGACUACAACCUCAGCAGCACCAUGACUUUCGUCUCCAACGUCGCUGCUAACGCCAUGAUGCCGCUGUGGCUGUACACCCUCGGCCUGACGCUCUCAGCAGGCAGCGAGGACAUCAGCAUUCCGUUCUCGGGUCUCCUGCGUGCUCUCGCGGCAAUGGUGAUUCCAUAUGCAGCCGGGAUACUUCUCCGACGGGCUCGUCCACACUGGAAGAAGCACUCCGAAGUAAUCCUGGUACCCCUCACCCUGUGCUCGGUGAUCUUUAUUGUAUCGGUGACGGUGUUUCUUAACUUGGAGUUGUUUCAACUUAUGGACUAUCGACACCUGCUGUUUCCGGCGGUGGUGGCAACCUCAGGGGCGCUGCUCGCAACUGGACUGGCGGUGGCUUUUCAACUGCCCAUGAAGCAGGUGGUCACCAUAGCUCUGGAAACUGCGAUCAGAACGCCAGCAUUGGCCUUGAACCGGGCACUCGGUGAGCAGACACUGGUGGGUCAGUUCAGGCACCAGGACGACCCGAAUGUCUUGCUGAACUCGGAGCUGGAAGAUCUCAAGCAGCCGCUGCAGCUGGAGGCGGCAUGA